AUGGCCUCUGCGGCUGUGGAGAAGUUCGUGACCAAGCAAUUGGACCUGCUGGAGCUGGAGAGAGACGCGGAGGUGGCGGAGCGUAGGUCCUGGCAGGAGAACAUCUCUCUGAAGGAGCUCCAGAGCCGGGGCGUGUGUUUGCUGAAGCUGCAGGUAUCCAGUCAGCACACCGGGCUGUAUGGACGGCUGCUGAUCGCCUUUGAAUCCAGGAGAUGUGGGUCUGCAGCAACGCUUCCCAGUAACAGCUUUACUUCUGGUGAUAUUGUGGGUCUGUAUGAUGCUGCUAAUGAAGGCAGUCAGCUGGCCACUGGCAUCCUGACCCGGAUCACGCAGAAGUCGGUCACAGUGGCCUUUGAUGAGUCCCAUGAUUUCCAAUUGAGCUUGGACCGAGAGACUUCCUACCGAUUGUUAAAACUUGCCAAUGAUGUCACUUAUAAACGACUGAAGAAAGCUCUAAUUACUCUAAAGAAGUAUCAUUCUGGCCCCGCGUCCUCGCUUAUAGAGGCCCUCUUUGGUGGAUCAGUCCUCAGUCCUGCCAGUGAAAUACACCCACUAACGUUCUACAACACCUCCCUGGAUGCCUCCCAGAAAGAAGCGGUUUUGUUUGCAUUGUCCCAGAAAGAACUUGCCAUCAUCCAUGGACCUCCUGGCACUGGGAAAACCACGACUNUACUGGACAUGGUUCUAUGCUGUGCUCCUUCUAACAUUGCUGUGGACAAUCUUGUAGAGCGUCUGGCUCGCUGCAAGCAACGAAUUCUGCGCCUUGGGCACCCUGCCCGGCUCCUGGAAUCUAUUCAGCAGCAUUCCCUUGAUGCGGUUCUAGCACGGAGUGACAACGCCCAGAUUGUUGCAGACAUUAGGAAGGACAUCGAUCAUGUCUUU
Molecule: messenger RNA, 882 nt
Organism: Galeopterus variegatus (Sunda flying lemur)
Lineage: Eukaryota; Metazoa; Chordata; Mammalia; Dermoptera; Cynocephalidae
Product: DNA-binding protein SMUBP-2-like
Exons: 6
Molecular function (GO): 5'-3' DNA helicase activity; RNA binding
Source: RefSeq, a predicted model, not a curated record